Molecule: messenger RNA, 215 nt
Organism: Dicrocoelium dendriticum
Lineage: Eukaryota; Metazoa; Platyhelminthes; Trematoda; Plagiorchiida; Dicrocoeliidae
Source: the annotation of a GenBank genome assembly
AUGUUCCACCGUUUUGUGCUCUGUGGCCUGUUUGUGGCCAUAACAUUUGGUUACACAUUGUCUACCAAAAAUGCGAAAGAAUUUGGACCUAACUUUGUCGUUAAUGGUAAUAAUCAUCAUGGAUCCGAGUACUUUGAUGAAAACGGAGUACCUGUGACUGGUAAUAGGGAUGAAAUUCUUGGGGUGAAAAAGCGGUUCGGAGAAUUGGUUGGUUG